AUGUCAUCCAAAAACGAACAAGGCGGCAUGGACGUCAAGCAAAAGAACGUCUUCAACGCCCCCCUUCACAAACACUCCUCCGAAUCCAGCGCGCCCAAAUCCCUCCCCUCGUCCCUGCACGCCGGCUACUGCACAGCCGCCAACCCCAUCGGCGCACAACUGACCUCAGCCUUCAUCCGCGCCUCGGGCCUCAAGGAUGUCAGCGCCGGCCAGCGGUUCUGCGUAUCCGCCGCGAGCUGGAAGAAAGUAGCAGAUAAGGGAGAGGAUGUGCCUGGCGUGACGCUGGCGAGUAGUCAUGUGGGUGCGUUAGAUAGUGUGGGGUUAGAUGUAUUGAAGAAGUGGGAGGUGCGGGAUCAUAGUCAUCAACAUGGGGCAGCGAGGGCGGGGGAUGGGAAUGGUUUUGUCAGGGAGAGUGGGGAGAUUGGGGGGAAGGAGCCGAGGGCUUAG
Molecule: messenger RNA, 447 nt
Organism: Parastagonospora nodorum SN15
Lineage: Eukaryota; Fungi; Ascomycota; Dothideomycetes; Pleosporales; Phaeosphaeriaceae
Exons: 3
Coding region: 1-447 (148 amino acids)
Source: RefSeq, a predicted model, not a curated record